AUGGGCCAAUCUCAGUCAACAGGGUCAGCCCCAGAGCCGCAACCCGAGCAAAAAACCGAUUAUUACGACCUACUCGGCGUUUCUCGAACGGCAACUGACGACGAAAUCAAAAAGGCAUACCGAAAGAAAGCCCUCGAAUUACACCCCGAUCGAAACUACGGCAACGUCGAAGAAGCCACCCGCCUUUUCGCCGAAAUCCAGUCUGCCUAUGAAGUUCUCGCCGAUCCCCAGGAACGAGCAUGGUACGAUUCCCACAAGGAUGCAUUUCUAGGAACAACCCAAGGUCCGGACGGCUCGUCGGAGGCAGGUCAAAAUGUCUACAACAUACGAAUCACGACCGCGGAAGAAGUCCUCAAGGUAUUCUCGAAGUUCAGUCCACGAAUGGAAUUCUCCGACUCCCCAUCCGGAUUCUUCGGCGGCCUCAAGGAACAAUUCGCGCAAUUGGCACUCGAGGAGCGAGCGGCUUGCCAGUGGGAAAAUCAAGAUGUGGUCGAAUACCCAUCCUUCGGUUCUGCAAAUGAUGAUUUCGAGACCUUUGUCCGUCCAUUUUACUCUGUGUGGACUGGAUUCUCGACCAAGAAGUCAUUUGCUUGGAAAGACGCCCACCGCUUAUCCGAAGCACCUGAUCGCCGAGUCCGACGACUGAUGGAAAAAGAAAACCGGCGCCUGAGGGACGAAGGGAUUCGGACCUUUAACGAUGCGGUGCGAUCAUUGGUGGCGUUUAUCAAGAAACGUGAUCCACGCUGGAAGCUCAAUGCUCAGAAUGAAGCCCAACGCCAAGAAGCGCUGCGUCAGUCAGUCGCGGCGCAGGCAGCUAGGUCUCGAGCUAUGAACAAUGCCAAGAUGCGUGACCAUGUUCUGCCUGAGUGGGCGCGCUCCGAGGAUCAUGUGGCCAGUGAUGACGACGAAGAAAGCUCAGAGAGUGAGGUUGAGAGUUUCGAAUGUAUUGCGUGCAACAAAAGUUUCAAGAGCGAGAAACAAUUCGAGGCUCAUGAAAAGAGUAAGAAGCACGUCAAGGCUGUAAAGCAGUUGACCCGUGAGAUGCGCUUGCAAGAUGUACAACUCGAUCUUGAGCCGGAACCUAUUGUUAAACGCGAUGCUUUCGAUCUCGAUCCACUUGAUGAUGACGAUAUGCCCACCGAGGACAUUGAGAGCUUACGCACAUCGUCCCCCGUUGCCGAUGGCGAAGCAGAGAUUAGUACAGACGAGGCUGAGCCUCCGUUUGCCCAGUCUCAAGAAACGACACCUUCCGAAUGGGAUGAAGAUGCCAAAAAAGCCAGCUUAGCUACUCCGGAUCAAGAGCUAGAAUCUUCUGAUUCCGGUGGUGACGACGAUUACGCAUCCCGGGAAGCCGUAGAAACGAGACUUCACCCAGAUAUCGACUCUACGCAGGACCAGGAUCUGGCGACACCACUAAGCGAACAGCUAUCUUCUGUGGCGCUUGAGGGCCCUCUAGACGAAGAGCAACAGCCCCGGACUCCUCCCCUGGGAAAGGCCAAGCAGAAGAAAGCCAAGAAAGCGGCACGAGAGGCCGGGGAUCAAAGUCAAACCGGCAUGGUCUGUUCUGGGUGCAAUGCCAACUUCCCUUCAAAAACGAAGCUGUUCGCCCACUUGCAGAAAAAUCCAUCCCAUGCACAGUUAAAGACUACCACGAAAGGCCGGAGACGGUAG
Penicillium manginii is the source of this 1671-nucleotide messenger RNA. Its product is annotated as putative C2H2 finger domain protein. Gene Ontology annotation, molecular function: zinc ion binding; nucleic acid binding. Lineage: Eukaryota; Fungi; Ascomycota; Eurotiomycetes; Eurotiales; Aspergillaceae. Bases 1 to 1671 code for a protein of 556 amino acids. Gene Ontology annotation, cellular component: cytoplasm. The transcript is spliced from 2 exons. The record is from RefSeq and is a predicted model, not a curated record.